Molecule: messenger RNA, 2697 nt
Organism: Phyllopteryx taeniolatus (common seadragon)
Lineage: Eukaryota; Metazoa; Chordata; Actinopteri; Syngnathiformes; Syngnathidae
Gene: st3gal8
Product: ST3 beta-galactoside alpha-2,3-sialyltransferase 8
Exons: 7
Coding region: 1288-2409 (373 amino acids)
Molecular function (GO): beta-galactoside (CMP) alpha-2,3-sialyltransferase activity
Source: RefSeq, a predicted model, not a curated record
UUGCGUUGAGGGGGGGGGGGGGGGGGAAAAGUAACAAGCAGGUCAUAAUGUCAAUAAUACAUUGGAUUGCUGAGCACCCGAGGUCACCACCAAACAAAAACAAGGGAGUGCAAAGGUCAAAUGAAGAGGAGAUUAAAGCCGGCAGUACAGAAGUCAUUAGGCCAAGUCAGAUGGGAACGUUUUCCGACUGUUUUUAGAGAGCACCUUGGCAUUUUCUAAUGAUUUGGUAGCAGUAAGGUAAAAGGACUUGGCUAAUUAAGGGAAAUGGAAGUAAAACGUCGCAAGAAAAACAAUUAUUCAAUUAGGAUAACGGUACUGAUUUCAAAUCAGUAGGCCUUAUUUUUCAUGAUUUCAGAGGGAUUAAACAAAACAAUAUUAUCGUUUAUCGUGACGGUUUUAUCGUCUUUAAGAAGUAUUUCGGCCGCCGUGCCGCCUAGCUUCUUCUUCGACCUGCCAAAAAACUGCUGCUUGAAAAGACGCAGGAAGUCGACCGUUUUGUUUUGAAGUGGCCAUUUUCGGGUCAUUCUGCUCACUUUCCUUCCGUGGUUCCUCCCAAAAGCGACUCGUCCUCAAGAGUUGGUCCAGUUGCUUCCAAAUUCGAAGUACACCAAGUUGCCAAAAUGGAGAUUGUUCAUCAUUAGCGGUGGAAUCCGAUGACUCUUGGAAGCACAUUCUGGAAUCUGUUUAAAAUGUCGCUUCAACUGAACUGAGCGCCGUGAGAUUAGGUUGACCUGUCAAUCAGGACCGGACCCACAAUCAAGUCUGAAGGAGGCAUGCACAGGAAGUCAGCCACUUGGGCCGUACAGGGUCGGAGUUUGUUCUUUUAACCUUUUGUACCGGCUCGCACGGUGCAGCCGUGCGCUAAUACUCUUCGCUAACCCGAGAGCUCGGCUUCCGUUGUCCACUUUUGAGUCCGCAAGGAGGCCCGCCUGCCAACGUUUAACACCCAAUUGUUAGCGGAGCUUUCCUUCGGCUGUGUUCGGAAUCGUUCGGUCGCUCCCUACUGCCCGAUCGCUAAUAAGGGAUUUUGAUGGAGCGGGCCGUAUCGGGGCGCUAACAAGUCCACCAAAACGCCAGCGCACGGCCGCUGUAAAUAUUCAACAAUUUUUGUAUUAAUUGCUCGUCUGUCCAGUGACCUUCGCUUGUUGACUACUUUUAAGGAGCGCGACCUAGCGGACCGGACAGGAAUCGAACGCCCUCGCUCGGCCUCCCCGGAGAUGACGGCGAGAUGAGGCGGGCGGAGCCUGCGCAAGGCGAGCGGAAGUGCAACUCGCGCCUCUAGCAGCCAUGUUGUUGAAGAGGAAGCUGUGCGUGGCGGUGGCCGUCGCCGCCGUCCUCCUCCUCAUGCUCGCCAGUCAGGGCAUCCAGACCAAGCACUUCCUGCCGCUGUCCUUGGCCACGCCCACCGCUGACAACAUCAGUCAGGAGAUGGCGCCCCCUGCUGACGGCAGCAGCGCACACGCGCUCGUCUCACUCGGGGAGCAGCCGGAGAAAGGCGACACAAGGCCCUGCGGUUGUUCCGAGUCCUGCGUGUCGGACGUGAGCGCGUCCGACUGGUUCCGCGGUCGCUACGAUCCCGACCAGCGGCCCGUCCUCCGCGGCGGCGACGACCGCUUUGAGCCCGACGCGCUCAACUGGUGGCUGAGUCUCCAGCGUUCGGGUAACGACCAGAGCGUACAGGAAGUGAUGUCACGCAUGUUCCAGGUCAUCUCCCCGCCUUCCGUGGACUUCGCGCCGCGGCCGUCGCGUUGCCGCACUUGCGCCGUGGUGGGAAACUCGGGCAACCUGCAAAAGUCGGGACACGGGAAACUCAUCGACGCCCACGCCGCCGUCAUCCGGAUGAACAAGGCGGUGACGCGAGGGUUUGAAAAGGACGUGGGCAACCGCACAACGCAUCACUUCCUGUACCCGGAGAGCGCGGUGGACGUGGCGCGCGGCGUCAGUCUCAUCCUGCUGCCCUUCAAGAUCCGAGACCUGGAAUGGCUGACCAGCGCCCUGUCCACCGGAGACAUCAAAAUGACGUACAUGAGGGUGAAGGAGCGGGUGGAGGCCGAUAAAGACAAGGUGGCGGUGGUGAAUCCGGCGUUCUUCAAGUACGUCCACGAGCGCUGGACGGAGCGCCACGGCCGCUACCCGUCCACCGGCAUGCUCGCCGUCAUCUACGCGCUGCACACCUGCGACCAGGUCGCCACGGCAACACUCCAGUCGUCUCCCUCCAAGCUCGCUCGCUCGCUCGCCGCUAACGAGCUUCUGUCCUCUCUGGAUGCGUGGGCGUGUCUGCUUCCUUUUUUCCUUCUUCUUUCUGACUUCCUUUGCCCUUCCAUCCUUCUUUGCAUUCUUCUUCCUGACAUCCUUUCCUCCUUUCUUUUUCUUCCUUUAUUUCUCUCCCCCUUCCGUCCUCCUUUUUAAUGUUUUUUUUUCUCUUUCACUCUGUUCUUCCUCCCUUUCUCCUUCCUGUCUUCCUUUCUCUUGCCCUCCUUACACUCUUUUCCUCCUGUUCUUCUGCUUUUCUUUGUUGCUGUCAUCUUCUUUCCUUCUUUUCUUCCUCCCUUCAGGUGUCGGUGUUCGGUUACGGCGCCGACCGGCAGGGCAACUGGCACCACUACUGGGAGGAGAACCGCUACGCGGGCGCCUUCCGCAAGACGGGCGUGCACAGCGCCGACUUCGAGACGCAAGUCAUCCGGCGGCUGGCGGACG